Messenger RNA from Hirundo rustica (Barn swallow), 1342 nucleotides. It is a transcript of the gene UCHL1, whose product is annotated as ubiquitin C-terminal hydrolase L1. Gene Ontology annotation, molecular function: cysteine-type deubiquitinase activity. Gene Ontology annotation, cellular component: cytoplasm. The transcript has 9 exons. Gene Ontology annotation, biological process: protein deubiquitination; ubiquitin-dependent protein catabolic process. The coding region runs from base 328 to 1002 and encodes 224 amino acids. The record is from RefSeq and is a predicted model, not a curated record. NCBI's taxonomy places the organism in Eukaryota, Metazoa, Chordata, Aves, Passeriformes, Hirundinidae.
CACGCCGACGUCAGGGGGUCGGGGUCCCCCGGCGGCCGGCCGCACCCCGCUCCCGCGGAGGCGGCGUGACCCGGCCCCUCAGUCCCGGCCGGGCACCCCCGGCCCCGCGGCCCCUCGGCCCGCGCCCCCCCGCGCGCCGGCCGUGCCCUGCUCCUCCCUCUCCCCCCGCCGCCGCGCGGAGUGGGCCAGCCCGCCCCUAUAUAAGAGCCGGGUGGGCGGCUCCGCGCCCCAGCGUCGCCAGCGGCUCGGCAGCGGAACUGCCGCGGGGGACAUCGUCGUGCGUGGGGCACAGCCUGCCUUCUUCCCGGCUCCCGCCGCCCUGCAGCCAUGGCCUGGCAGCCGAUGGAGAUCAACCCCGAGAUGCUGAACAAAGUGCUGUCCCGCCUCGGGGUGGGUCCUGGCUGGCGCUUCGUGGACGUGCUGGGCUUCGAGGAUGAAGCGCUGCGCGCCGUGCCGACCCCGGCCUGCGCGCUGCUCCUGCUGUUCCCGCUCACUGAGCAGCAUGAGAACUUCAGGAAGCAACAGACUGAGAAAAUAAAGGACCAGGAGAUCAGUUCCAAAGUGUAUUUCCUGAAGCAGACUGUCAGUAACUCCUGUGGGACAAUUGGUCUGAUACAUGCAGUUGCUAAUAACAAAGACAAAUUGAAACUUGAGGAGGGGUCUGCCCUGAAGAAGUUUCUUGAUGAAACAGCUGAUUUGUCUCCUGAAGAAAGAGCUAAGCAUUUGGCAAAUAAUAAGGCUAUACAAGAAGUCCACAAUUCUGUUGCUCAAGAAGGACAAUGUCGGGUUGAGGACAACAGUGUGAACUUCCAUUUCAUCCUGUUUGUCAAUGUGGAUGGACACCUGUAUGAAUUGGAUGGCCGUAUGCCAUUUCCUGUAAACCAUGGCACAAGCUCGGAUGACUUGCUGUUGAAGGAUUCUGCUAAGAUCUGCAGACAAUUUACAGAACGUGAAAAAGGAGAAGUUCGUUUUUCUGCUGUGGCUUUCUGCAAGUCUGCCUAAGACUCUGAAGAGAUGCAAGGAAAGCAGUUUAAUAGCACACCAGUAAAUGCAGUUUAAACUCCAGUGCUUCAGUACUUGUUAAACACAGCUGUUCUGGUAACUUAAAUUAUUUCCACCUUUUGCUAUACACAGAAGCAACAUCAGCUGAGCUUAUGCUGAAGGAUGAGCUCAAGUUUUAAUGUGAACGGUUUGGACACAUCAGAUAUCUUUAGACUCUUUUUUCACAUGUUAAGUAGAAAAUGCUUAACAGGGCUUGUUUGAUCUGUGUUAUGUUAAUUGAGUUGUUGGUUGAUAUUUUCUUGUCCUUAAUGAGAAUAAAAUGUUCUGCUGGAAGACUAAA